This is a messenger RNA of Pyricularia grisea, 1059 nucleotides long. RefSeq lists its product as uncharacterized. The record is from RefSeq and is a predicted model, not a curated record. Gene Ontology annotation, molecular function: protein-folding chaperone binding. The coding region runs from base 1 to 1059 and encodes 352 amino acids. The transcript has a single exon. NCBI's taxonomy places the organism in Eukaryota, Fungi, Ascomycota, Sordariomycetes, Magnaporthales, Pyriculariaceae.
AUGGACAGGAGACCACGAUUUGGCUGGUCCGGCGGUUACGGCGGACGAGGCCCUAUCUCGCCUUUCGCCUCGAACCUUGGUCACGAUGGGCAGCCGCCUGAUAUUAUGGACGAGGACUUUAGCUACAUUACAUCUCAGGACCUUGAGAACCACAACAUUGAUCGAUCGCGAUACUACGAUCCGCGCGCCAGCAACCAACGCAUGGGUCGGUCAGAGCCGUCCCUCGAGAUACCCGACGAUGACAUAGUUCUCAUCAAGCACCGGGGAAUCACAUAUCCCGAACACUUCCCCGCCUACUCCAUCGGCGACGGCAAGCUGAUCGCCGGCGACAUCCGUGACCGCGCCCAGCUGGUAAUGAAGCUGUCCAACAGGCAAACCAACAACCUCAAGAUGUACUACAAGGGCAAGCAGCUCAAGGAUGAUGAGGAGCCCGUGUGCAACUACGGUGUCAAGAACAAGAGUGAAAUCAUGAUUGUGCUGCCCGAAGACGACGUAGACGUCGGCGGCGGUAGGAGCAGCAGCGAGACGAGCGAGGAGAUUGUGGUGGUGCAGGGCGAGGACACCGAUAGCAGGAGCGGGAAGAAGAAGAGCAGGCGCAGCCGGAAGAAGCACCGGGACCCUAGCCCCCGCGAGAGCAGCUCCAGCGUCGGACUGUCGGUACCCGAGCCAGAGCAGAGGAGGCAGCGGGCACCAUCCGUCAGCAGGAUGCGGUCGCCAGAGCGCCCGGCCACUGGCACCACCAUCGCCGUGCCCAGGCCCCCAUUAAUCCCAGCUGCGCCCAAUAGCGCCAUGGACAAGCUCAACAAGAUCCAAGAGAACUUUGAUGAGACCUUACGGCCUAUGUGUGAGCAGUUUGUGUCCAACCCACCAGAUGAUCCGAAGAAGUGUGUGGAGGAGUACCGCAAGAUCUCCGAGACGGUGCUGCAGAAGGUCCUCCUGAAACUGGACGAAAUCGACACGGGCGGUGACGACAGCAUCAGGAUGAGGAGAAAGGAGUUGGUCAAGUACGUGCAAGAGGUACUCAAGCCGGUGGACAAGUAUUCUCCCGAGGCCAAAUGA